ACCGACGAAACGAAAGUGCUGCGCGGCGGCAGCAGCAGGUCGCUGAAGUAAAGGUAGUGAGAGAGACAGGAUCUUCUACCUGGGGGGGCGCGCUCAGUUGCCAGGACGCGGCGCCAGUUGCCAGGCUGAGCGCUCUUAAACGUCCGGCAACUUACUUCCUUCCUCUUUCUUCGCACGAGUGUUUGGUUGCCGAUAUUUGUUCCGUGUAAACAUGGGAAAGAAGAACAGCAAGUUGAAGAAGGAGGUGGUCAACCAGCUGGUGAACGACACUUACUUUACCGAAAAAGAAAUUCGACAAUGGUAUAAAGGGUUCGUGAAAGACUGUCCGUCAGGCCAUCUCACAGAACAAGGAUUCCUGAGGAUAUACAAGCUGUUCUUCCCUCAAGGCGACCCUUCCAAAUUCACGUCGCUUAUAUUUAGGGUAUUCGAUGAAAAUAAGGAUGGAGCCAUCGAGUUCGAAGAGUUCAUCCGGGCACUGUCAGUGACGUCACGAGGCAACGUUGAAGAGAAGUUAGAUUGGGCAUUCAGGCUGUACGACGUUGAUAGCGACGGGUACAUCACACGGGAAGAAAUGUACAACAUUGUUGACGCCAUCUACCAGAUGCUGGGAAAUCAAGCGAAAGACAACAGCGAAGAAACACCUCGGGAGAGGGUGGACAAGAUAUUCGAGCAACUGGAUAAGAACCAUGACAAUCAGCUGACCUUGGACGAAUUCAAGGAGGGGUCCAAACACGAUCCAAAAAUCGUCCAGGCCUUGUCUCUGUAUUCGGCCUGAACCUCCAUCAUGAUGGCCGAAGGUUUCCACAUGUCAAGGCGGCAAAGGAGCAAUACCCACGCAUAACAGCAACAACGCUUUAUUAUUCAAUCCCGUCGAUACACCUGCGGUCAUUAAGCAAGCGUCCCUCCAGAGUGCACAGUCGCUCAGUUACUCGGCAGAGCGAUUGACGUCAUUUUCUUGCGUCACAUGACUUGACGUCACAUUAACUUGCUCAUCCGACAACGUUUCUUACUGUGUCCUAUAGAUGCCUCCCUUGCCGGACUUUGUGUUUCUAGAUCUAUCUGAAACAUACAUGAACUCCUUUGUUUCUUCGUGAGCAACUCUGUCGGUAUUCUGAAGUGAAGCUUCCUUAGUGACUCGGCGCACAUCACAUCACAUCUGUAUUCGACAUUCUGACUGUUAACGCACAUUCAGAGCCAGUUCUACUCAUAGAAAAGCCGUACAGAUUUUCACGAGGGACCAGGCACGUAAGCUACCACUAAAUGGCAGAGUAUUCGUGAAAAAUGGUGAAAUUUCGUGCGACGCUUUCUAAACGAACAUUGUUUAUUUUCGAAGAUAACAGGAUAUUCACGGCACCUUCUCGAACGCUAUCAUGAUUGGCGAACGUGCACCACGUGGUAUCUCGUAGACAGGUAACGAGAGCCAGUAGCAUUCUAUAGCCGAAGACACACUCAACACUAUCUUUUAUUGCUGUUUUCCUUUUAAUUACUCAUUUGUGAGAGUUGCACAAGAGCCCUACCCCAAGAGCUAUGCAGCGCGUUCAAAUAAGUUUAAUUAAUACGAUUAAUAAGUUUAAUUCACGAGUACUGGAGUAGCCUGGACCGACUUUGUUGGGUCUCACAUCUCCAUAUUUUUUUUAUAUCUCAAUAAAUCAAUUAAGUUUAAUACGGUUGCUAGUUUACCACGUUCAAUUAAGAAUAGGUAGCUAGUAAGCGAACAUUGAAAGAAGGCUGAAAAGAAAGUGAACGUGAAGAAUGAGUUAUGAGUUAACAUACUUGUAAAUAUAAGAACGGGGGCUUGUGGCAAUGUCGUUUUAAAUGUAUUUACAAAAUUUACAAAUUUAGAAUUUUAUUUUUAAGCUGAUAAGGAAACAGUUGCGAAUACUGUACGUUCCGUCCGCCUCAGCGACUUGGAUACUAGAUACUGGAUACUAGAUACUUGGUGCUAGAUACUUUCCCGGCUGUAUUACAAUUUGCAUUAUGUUACACUUUUUGUGCGCCAGGUAAUGUAAUACAAAAAACUAAGAACCAGAAAAAAGGGUGCACGUCCAACAAGAACUCUAGGAUCGGACCAAAUAAAUCGUACACAAACGGCACCGCAAACUGGUCGAAACAAUUUUUGACGUGAGGCAGUUAUAACACAAUCAUAAAAUUAUUUACAUCUUUUUUUUUUUUUUCAACCACUGUCACGCUGGAUAAUGGGCACAGAAACACUACGCGAACAAUCACGGGCGAGAUAUGCAUUUACAAUCAUCUGAUCCCGUGCUACUUUGUCUGCGAUAGCUUAGUUUUAGAUGUACAACAAGAAUCAAAUCCAUCUGUACAUAUGUUCAUGGCAUGGCCAGACAUUUAUGUCACACGGUAGCGAGGAAAAGAUAAGAAGAUGACAGCUAGCGGACAGAAGGACAUUGUGACCGCCGUAAGAGGACUCUGCUAUCAAUGGCAGCAAUUUUUAUAUUGCGAAAAGUAUCUCUUAGGAAGAGUUUGUCAGAUCCCCUUGUAGCGCCUCCCGCGAUGGGAAGCGCUCUAAUCAAGCUUGUUCAAAAUCGUGAAAGGAUGAAUGAACAGUGCCACCGUACAAGAAAGCCAACGGGACACAAGCUUGAUAAACGUUUCUAAUUUUAGAUUACGUGCCACACACACCAUUGAUUUUGUACCGGAAUAGCAAUUGCCGUUACUGUAAUUUGUACCGAAAUUACGUCCCGUACGUAGACACACGUAGCGAUCUAUCGCAGCAAUGUUCCUUGGAAUACUGUUAAUAAGAUUUCCCGCGUUCGUGGUACGAACGUGCGGCUAGGUCAGGGCGAGAAAGCUUAGUUAGAUGCUUCGCAAAGUAGCGUCUUAGCAGAAGUGAUAACCACAGCGUGUGCACUGUCAUAGUUUUAGUUAUUGCCCUUCUAGUUGGAAAACACGUGCUGAACAGACCGAUUGAUUGAUUGGUUUUUAAAAGAAAAAAUGGAGACGGUACAGACUGUAUGAAGCAAGUAUGGAUAACUAUUGGUGAUAACGAUGAAAAGACAAGUUGAAAGACAAGUGAAAUGUUUUCAAUCUCAGUGUUUCUUAACGAUGGUUGUACGCAAUAAAGUCAUAAAACCCACUC
Messenger RNA from Ornithodoros turicata, 3097 nucleotides. Its product is annotated as frequenin-2-like. The transcript is spliced from 8 exons. The record is from RefSeq and is a predicted model, not a curated record. Gene Ontology annotation, molecular function: calcium sensitive guanylate cyclase activator activity; calcium ion binding. Lineage: Eukaryota; Metazoa; Arthropoda; Arachnida; Ixodida; Argasidae. The coding region runs from base 212 to 775 and encodes 187 amino acids.